This is a messenger RNA of Engraulis encrasicolus (European anchovy), 2526 nucleotides long. RefSeq lists its product as uncharacterized. The transcript has 9 exons. Bases 327 to 2492 code for a protein of 721 amino acids. Lineage: Eukaryota; Metazoa; Chordata; Actinopteri; Clupeiformes; Engraulidae. The record is from RefSeq and is a predicted model, not a curated record.
GUCCACUAAGUUAAAAAAACAAAAUUUAACAGUGAUCUAGUAGUGUUUUCAUGUGUCCGGAUAGAUAUCUUACAUUUCUGAUAGUGAUUUGUGCGAAAAUGUGCUAUUAUCUGGAAAACAAUAUUUCACCGUUAUUCAGGACCCAAAGCUCCACCCCUCAAAAAAAUAAACACUGCGCGUGAUGAUUCCACACAUUAUGAUGACGUACGUUUCGGAAGUCAUAGCAGCAGCUGAUCAAGUUGACAGUAGCAUUGGGCGUAGUUCAUACAGUAUAUAGAUCGUAUUUUAGACCAUUUUCUCGUUUACAAUUUUCGUCGAGGCUCACCAUGCCGAUGAGAUGUAUCAUUGCAGGGUGUAGUAACACGUAUAAAGACGGGGUAAGUUUUCACCGCUUCCCUAAAGAUGAGAGUAUCAAGAAGAUCUGGAUAAAAAAAGUGAGGCUAACUCGGGCAAAAUGGACGGGACCGUCACCCUCAAGCUCACUGUGCAGUGAGCACUUCACUGACUCGGACUACGAGGAUUCGGGGAGUCAUUAUUCACAGUUUGGCAUGAAAAAGAAAAAAAUGUUGAAAUCCACAGCAAUACCCAACGUAUCUCUAAAGCCGCCACUGAAACUCCAGCCACCACCGAGAGCUGUCUGGAUGAAGAGGGAGAGGAAGAGGGCGGUCGUCGAAGCACUUGCAGGCAUGCAACCCGACCAGGCUCCUCCACUUCAGUCCGAGACGGAACAUGAAUCGGAAUGUAGCAGCUGGAUUGAGCAACCUGACACUAGUGGGCAACAGUGUGCCGGUACCCAGACGUGGGUUCCUACCAGCUGUGCUGGUACCCAAACACAACCUGCCACAUUGUACACAAAGCGUAUCCAAGCGUCAGUACAGACACGUGAUGCUUGGACACAAUACAUUGCACCAGAUGUGACUGGGAGGAGCAGCAGGACAUUUUGUGACCUGUCAGAGGAGGAAGACGUACAGAUGGAAACUGAAGAGGCGAGGCAGGAGGAAGAAGACCUGAUGGACAAGGAAGAUGCGAGGAAGGAGGAGGAAGGCUCUACCUGUUCAGAAUUCAUGCCUGACAGUCAUUCCAGCUCUGAGUCUUCCGAUGGCCAAAGCACGCCUGAGAGACCCACACAAAGGCUUAAGAAACAAUGUGGAAGAGUUCCUUCAGUCGAAGUGAGGCACAAUAGCGUCAUUCCUCCCCACGAAGACAAUAAGUAUAUUGUGUUUGAGACAAAGCUCCUGGACCUCUUCAAGCUCUGCCGGGAUUGUGGGUCAGGCAAUGUCUACAUCAGGAAAAGAGUCAUGGGCACAUUACUUAUCAUAACUGUUGAGUGUUAUUCAUGCGACAAAUCAAGCAAGUGGGAGAGCCAGCCUUUCUACCAGAAUCGCCCAGCAGGAAAUUUGCUGUUGUCUGCUGCAACGCUGUUUGCUGGAGGAAGCUGGACGAUGAUGCGGCGCAUCCUUUCGCAGCUGAGACUUGCUUGCAUAGCUGACCAGACCUUCUAUACCAUACAGAGAGAAUCCCUGCAACCAGCUAUUCAGCGCAGAUGGUCGGAGCAACAACAGCAAGUUGUGGGACAGCUGCUGUCGACCGGUGUUCCGCUCGUCAUCGCCAGCGAUGGACGUGCCGACAGCCCAGGCCACUCUGCCAAAUUUGGGGUCUAUACGGGACUGGAGGCCACCCUCAACAAGAUUGUUGAUUUGGAGCUGGUGCAGAGCAAUGAGGUGAAGUCAUCCUUCCAUAUGGAGCUGGAGGGAUUUAAAAGACUAGAGGCUUUCCUCACACACCAAGGGCUACAGAUGGGCAAACUGAUUACCGAUCGUCAUCGCCAACUGGCCAAACAUGUCAGGGAAAACCUGCCUCAUGUCCUGCACACAUAUGAUGUGUGGCAUAUAGCAAAAGCUGUACAAAAGAAGGUCCAUGCCCUCGCCACACAGAAGAACUGUGAUGAUCUCCUUGGUUGGGAGAAGAGCAUCGGCAACCAUGUGUACUGGGUUGCAUCUUCAACUCAGGACCAAGAAGAGGAGCUGCGUGGUGCCAAAUGGAACUCCUUGGGGAACCAUAUACUGGGGAUCCACUCUGGCCAUUCAGACCUAUUCCCUACCUGUCUGCAUGGAGACCUUCAAGAUGAAAGAGACAAGAAUUGGCUCAAGCCAGGCACAAAAGUGGCCGAAAAGUUGGAUGACAUCAUCAGUAACACCACCCUGGUCAAGGACAUCAAGAAAAUGUCAUCAGGUCACCAGACAUCAUCGCUUGAGUCCUUCCACAGCGUGAUCAAUCAAUUCGCGCCAAAAAUGAAAUCUUACACCUACCAUGGCAUCCUCAGCAGGUUUCAAUUGGCCGCACUGCACUAUAACACCAACAGUGGCCGAGAGCAAGCCAGGACAAGGAAAGGGGACCUUCGCUUCAGCAUCCGCAAACCCAAGUACAGGCCGGGGAGUGCUUCAGCUAAGCCAAUAAAAGAAUCAUGCAACUACUGUAAGUCAAAGGUGUAAAAUAUCACCUCUUUUGUGUGUGUGUGUGUGUGUG